Molecule: messenger RNA, 1401 nt
Organism: Effrenium voratum
Lineage: Eukaryota; Dinophyceae; Suessiales; Symbiodiniaceae
Source: the annotation of a GenBank genome assembly
AUGGAGCUGCAAGAUUGCCUCGGGCGCCUGCAGCACACCGACCUCUCGGAGCUGCAAGGAGCCCUGGCGGACUUGAGCGUGUCCCAGCGGGAGAUGCUGAGUAUGGCCUGCGGUCUGGUGGAGACUAGCGAGGCGCCGCCGCCGCCGCCGCCGGUGGAUCGCGCGGCCAACCACAGCUUCUUUUCCGACCUGGCCGCGCAGACCACGGAUCUGCUGGCGAAGCGCUUCGAGGAGCGGCUGAAUGGCGCAGCGGCGCAGAUCCGCCGCGCCUACGCCCAAGCCCUGCAGAAGGAGAAGGACGCCUUCCAGCGGCAGCUCACGGAGCUCACGGCGCACUUUGCCACGGCGAAAGGAGAGGCCGAUGUGGGUCCGAAGGACACGAAGGUGGGGAGCUUCGAAGAGGCCUCGCGCCUUCAGCAGCAGGUGUCUGCGCUGCUGGAGCAGCCGCGGCCGCGGCUGGAUGGGGAGGAGGUGGCCUACUGCCAGGCUACGGCCCUUGUGCUGAAAGAGCUGCUGAAAGACGCGGACCGGCUCCGUGAGUAUGGCCAGCGGCGCCUUGCCGCGCUGUCCCUGGAUUUCCGGCCCAAGGGACUCACGGGGAAGGAGUACCCGGUGACGGUGCACCCAGCCGUGGACACGGUCAUGGAGGUGAAGCGCCGGCUGCGAGGCGGCCACGGCCUGGAGAGCUGCGUGGUGAAGCUCUGCACCACGGGGGACGGCCUGGUGGAGCUCUGCGAUGCGCAGCCCAUGAUGGACUACAACUUGGCCCAGGAGCUCACGGUGAUCUUCGUGGACAGCCUGGUGGCCAGCCCCCUGGUGCGGCUCGGCUUCGAGGACCCCAACGACCUCAGCUUCGAGUCCGUGUCGGGGCGCGCAGGCAGUUUGGAGGAGCCCGGGGAGGUGGAGUGGGUGAACACUCUGGGCAAGAAGGGUGUGAACAUCAAGAACCGCGGUUGCAUCGUUCUCCCAGAGCCCAUCCAACUGCGUGAGGAAUGGACGAUCUCGGUGUGGACCCUGGCGCCCAUUGACGUCAACGACCACACCUACCGAGACCUCGUAGAUUCCAUGAGAUCGCAGCAGCUGAUUGCGGUCAUCCUGGCGCGCGGGAAGCUUGGGAACUACAAUUCCAACUCCUUCAUCGAGGGCUUCAACGUCCGCGACCUGACUCCGGGCUGGCACCACAUCUGUGUGGUGGGGCAUGGCCGAGUCACCACGUACUACGUGGACGGGCGCUCGGUGGGCUGCAAGCGGUGCAAGGCCCGGGGCGAGAUCGGCGUGGUGGGCAACUCCCGGGGCUGCCGCGAGGCCUGGGGCUACAUGGCGGAGUUCCAGAUCUUCGGGGUGGCCGCCAGCGACGACCAGGUGGCCAACCUCUUCCGCGCCGGAGGGUCAGAAGUGUAG